Cynoglossus semilaevis (tongue sole) is the source of this 3527-nucleotide messenger RNA. It is a transcript of the gene ankk1, whose product is annotated as ankyrin repeat and kinase domain containing 1. The coding region runs from base 680 to 2938 and encodes 752 amino acids. The transcript has 9 exons. The record is from RefSeq and is a predicted model, not a curated record. Gene Ontology annotation, biological process: protein phosphorylation. Gene Ontology annotation, molecular function: protein binding; ATP binding; protein kinase activity. NCBI's taxonomy places the organism in Eukaryota, Metazoa, Chordata, Actinopteri, Pleuronectiformes, Cynoglossidae.
UGGAUUGAUGGAUGGAUGGAUAGAUGGAUAGAUAGAUAGAUAGAUAGAGAAAUGUAUCAGCCACAGCUACUGGCAGCUGAUCUCAAAUCAACAAUCAGAUCCUGUCCGCUGCUGUGACAUCACAUGAGGGUGACAAUGACAGUUAUGGUCUGUGGCCUUUAUCACACACACUCACACAAACAGUGCCAUAAUGCCGACCACACUGCUUUUUCACAGGAGCUCCAGGGGGUUAACUGCCUUGUUAAAGUACAAUUUCAUGGAAGCAUCUGGUUCAUUAUUUUCUGUAAAGCGAGAAGGAAAUCACGACAAACAUAUUUCUCAUAUCAGAGAUCAUAGCUGAUACUCUGAGCAUACUCUGAAUUCUGAGAAUGUUGAAAAGCAGCAUACUCUGACAUGAGUGGAAGCUAGGUCAUCAGUCACGGCAGUAAAAAACCAGUUUCUCUACAUUUCUGUGUAAACAAGUCAAGUGGGUCAGAUCCUCCCACUGUCAGCUCUAGCCCUGCGUGCAUCGACUGCUCAUGCCUGAAACACACACUGAAGUCCAUGUCCGCAUUGCUGCAACUUUCGCUUUACCUUCAUGCGCUGUCAGUAAUCAAUGCCGAUCCCAGGGACGAGUCCUGUUUAUAUGUAGGAUUGGAGCCACAGUGUUGUUGGUGGCCAGUUUUAAGCCUCUGUACUCAUGGAGUCCUGCAACAGGAGCCCUGGGGAGUUCAGGGAUUUCAAGAAGGGUGACUUUGAAGUGAACUGGAUCAAACUCGCCGAAUGCACAUUUGGUCAGCUUUACCAGGUCAAGCUCAAACUCUGGCGGGAAAAAUGUGUCCUCAAGUGCUUCGACACAACCUUGUAUGGAACCAAUAUUUACAGGAGAAUAGUAGAAGCGGCGUCCGUCAUUUCCAAAGUGAAAUUCAAGUACAUUUUAUCCAUGUACGGACUUUGCAGCGAGGCGUCUGCCGUGGUGAUGGAGCACAUGAGUCAAGGGUCACUGAACAAUCUUCUGUCCAGUCACACGUUGAUGUGGCCAAAGAAGUUCCAGAUGAUUUACGAGACAUCCAUGGGCAUGAAUUUCCUCCACACCAUGAAGCCCCCACUGCUCCACCUCAACCUCAAGACGUCCAACAUCCUGUUGGAUGAUCAUCUCCACGUCAGGAUUUCAGAUUUUGGUUUGAUCCACUGGGAGGAGGGCACAAGCAAGAAGACGUUACUGGAGCAUUUGACGGCCAGAGGAAACAUAAAUUACAUUCCUCCAGAGUUGUUCACCCAGUCUUCUGAUGCUCCUGGAACACCCUUGGAUGUUUACAGCUUUGCCAUUGUGAUGUGGGAAAUUCUGACACAGCAGAAACCAUAUCCAGGAUGCAGUGUGACUACGGUGAUCCUGCAGGUGUCACAUGGGAAGAGACCCAGUAUGGAGAUGUUGCCUGAUGAGAAGCCCCCUGAGUGCGGGCCUCUGAUCGGCAUCAUGCAGCAGUGCUGGGAUCAGGAUCACAGGAAAAGGCCACACUUUGCAGAGACUGUGAUGAAGACGGAGGCUUUGAACGAGGUCCUGAAGAUCCCAGGUCCAGUCCACUGUCCCAAAAUCGUCGAUAAGCAUCUGGCACCUGAUUACUCCUUGCUGGUUCCACCAAUUCAUAAAAUUGUUUUUCCUCAGAUGUCUAGCGGUCUCUCAGCUGACCAGACCAAGGACAACAUCCUCGGCCUUUUGUCCAGGAAGGACUUUGGUAGUUUCAGACAGUCUCUGAGGAAGGAACACGUGUACAAAGAGUUCUCAGGGAAAAAGCGCCUCCUUCACUUCACCGUGGCCAGUGGUGAUAUACAGAGUGUGGAGCACGUCCUGAGUCUGGGUGCUGACGUCAACUGCAUGACGGCCAGAGGUUACACGCCUCUAAUUAUUGCUGUUCUGCACAGGCUCCAUGACAUCGUCUCCCUACUAAUGGAACACGGUGCCUUGGUCACUCAGGGGGACGAAGACGAGUGGACACCGAUACAUUUUGCUGCUCAGAAUGGAGAUGACAGGACUCUGCGCCUCCUUCUGGACAACGGCGCUGUGGCUGAUGCCCGGGAAAAGAGCGGCUGGACGCCACUCCAUCUGGCCUGCCAGAACGGCCAUGAAUCAGCGGUGCGUCUGCUGCUUACACGGCUGUCACAGGAAGCUUUGGGGGAGCAGGAGGAAACACGGGGGAGGACAGCACUUCACCUGGCUUCUUCUUACGGACAUCUAAAUAUUGUGAAGUUGCUCCUCUCCCAGGGAGCAGAUGCCAAUGUUAGCGACCACUCGCUCUGCACUCCUCUUCACUUGUCAGCUGAGGAAGGCCAUUUCAGAGUGGUGAGGCAGUUGGUGAAGAGCGGCGCGAGUACCAACAGUGCAGACAGCAGGGGACUCACUGCACUUCACCUGUCUGCCCUGAAGAGCCAUACAGGCAUAUGCAGACAGCUGCUGUCCGCGGGAUCAGACCCAGAGUCUCGGACUCUCCAAGGGUGGACCGCAAUGCACCUGGCUGCCCUGAGGGGUCAUGAAGGCACCGUGGCUCAGCUGGAGAAGCAAGGUGGUUCUGUGAACACUGCAGGUGAGAACGGAUGGACACCACUCCAUCUGGCCUGCUACCAGAACAAACCAGAGGUGGUUGAAAAACUUCUGGCAGCCAGAGCUGACCCCAACAUUAGUGAGGAGAGCGAGGGAUGGACACCUUUACACGUCGCCUGCAUGAGUGUGAGUUUACCGUGUGUUCUUCAUUUGAUAACGCACAAGGCUGACGUCAAUGCAGUAAACCUGGGCAAGGCCACACCUUUACACAUAGCUGCACGGCACGGCUGUGCGCCCAUCGUAAAAGCGUUGCUGCUCAAUGGAGCGGACAAGAGACGGGAGGAUUCCACUGGAUUCACAGCUCUGUCUGUGGCUCAGAGCUGUGGCAACUGGGAAAUCGUACAACUUCUCCUGGAAUAGGAAUUAUCCGUGUGAAUUGAGUUUUGGUAAAGUGUUCUUCAUGAAAGUAUUACAGUGGCCUGAAAACAGUCAGUGCAGUGGCUGCAACACCAUCUCCAUUUUCAGUGGGGAUUAAAAAGUAGAUUCAAGUGAGAUGUGGGAAAUAUUCAGUGUGCUGUUGAAAUGAGCUUAGUCUUCACUCUGUUUAUCUUCUGUGCUCACAGCGCGGUUGUUAAUGUGUCAAAGUUUUAUUUCAUGAAAGUUGGACAUUCUUUUUCUCUGUAUAUUUUGGUCCAUUUUUGAAAGAUAAACACCAGUAAUUAACACAGAUACAAUCAGUUCCUUUAAUUGAGUGAGGAGAUGAAUUUGACCCCGGGGUCAUCCUGCCUGUUUCACUGCUACCGUUUUUUUCUCUCUCUUCUUGUCUUUGGUUAAUGUGUGUUAUAUAAAGUGUGCAUGAGAUUGACUGCUAACCUACUGAUGCUCUGAACAUAAGAUGCUGGACUCACCUGCUGCUGGAAACCUGCCUGAAUGUCACUCGACUAGACUUCCAGUGACUGUUUUAUUUAUUUAUUUUUGUUUGUUUUUUUAAAUACAACCUCAAAUCUUG